CAGCUCGCCUCGAGUCGCCCCUCCCACUCUCGUUAAAACUCUCCGUUCCAUUCGCCAAUAAAGCGCUUUUGUCUUGGGGUCGGGAAGCUUAUGGGCUCUCGCCGGACACUUGAAGCGCAUUCCUCGACGUGGAGCUUUCAACCACUCGCUAGACACCGGUGGCUGAAGAGUUAAUGUAUUUUAAUAACGUUAUGCUGCUGCACAGUUUCGAGGACUUUUGACAGAGUGCACCACGGACGACUAAAGGAUUUCCAACUGUUUACUUGUUCUAUGUGGGUCCACUUGGAUAAAAAUAUUAUGUAGCACACAUUUCUGAGUGCUCCGCAACUCAAACUUUACGCAGGGAACAGAACCGAUAGAGGGGACACCACCACCGCCCCAGUCAAAGUGAAGUGAAACAGGAGGAGGCAUCUUGUUGAGUGGGCCCACCACAAGAAAAGGGCCUGCUCAGGCCACAUCCCAACAUGCUAUCCCAGCUCUCACUACCAGCCUGAUGAAUGUCAGAAGAUCUUAUUCCUUCAAACGGGCGCUUAACGAAUAUCAGGCUGAGAGAGGAGACAGAGUGACUCCAGUGGCACCAUGAAGGCCUUCUUCCUCCCUCCGCUGACGCCCUUCCUCCUUCUCCUCUUGAUCCGGCUCCCUGGCAGGACUCUGGCCAGCGACUGUCCCCAGGACUGCACCUGCUCCACCCCAGAAUCCAUCUUCUGUUUCCAGCGCCGCUCUGCCACCAUGCCCAAAGACGUCCCGGAACCCACCAAGAACCUCUACCUCUUCGCCAACGGCAUCGAGACACUGGCGGAGGAAGACUUUCUGGGCAUGGAGAGCCUGGAGAUGCUGGAUCUGAGUCAGAACAAAGUCACGGUACUGCCUGACCGGGUGUUUGAGCCUCUGACUUCCCUGAGGAACUUGGACCUCUCAGCCAACCAGAUCACCCAUCUGUCAGAGGAGAGCUUUGCGGGCAUGGCCCUACUGGAGAGGCUGUACCUCUACAGCAACCACAUCCGGACUAUACACCCUGCCGCCUUCCACGGCCUGGAGCAGCUGCUGGAGCUCAAGCUGCAGGGAAACCAGCUCACCUCGCUCCCCGCCCUAGCCAUGCCCAGACUGCUGCUGCUGGACCUCCGCUUCAACACCCUCCCAUCCCUGGGGUCAGCCGACCUCCAGAUGCCCAACCUGGAGUCUCUGAAGCUGGCCGGCCUGGGCCUCGAAAGCCUGAACGAGGACCUGAUGGCCAGCCUGGGGAACCUCCACGAACUGGACAUCUCUGGCAACGAGCUGGGCUCCUUCCCCCUGGCGCUGAGGGAGGCCCAGGGCCUGAUCUACCUGAGCCUGGCCGGGAACCCCAUGGGCCCACUGAAGCUGGAGGACCUGAAGAACCUGAGCGAGCUCCAGGAGUUGGACAUCAGCAACCUGAGUCUGCAGGGCUUGCCUGACGGGUUCGCACAGCUUUUCCCUCACCUGACUAAGCUGACAGUGGCCGAGAACCCUUUCAACUGCCUGUGCACCCUGGCCUGGUUUCCCGGGUGGCUCAGGAACCAGGGGGUGACUCUAGGCAGGACGGAGGAGACCCGCUGCCACUUCCCUCCCCUCAACGCUGGGAAGGUGCUGGAGAGGCUGGAGCACAGGGAGUUUGGCUGCCCCACCACCACUACUGUCACCGCUAGCACAGCCAGAACCAGCACCACCAUGCCCCCUCCAGUCACCACCCUGCCUAGCACCUUCCCAGCCAUCCCUGCACCCGGGCCCAGUGAGGAGGACAACUCAACUGGGACAGACAGCCAGCCCCCGCUCCCCGACCCUGCCUCUCCCAGCAGCAGCAGCCAGGACCCAGAGGUGGACUUCUUCUGCCCUUCCCAGACCUGCUUGAAUGGGGGCACCUGUCGGCUGGACGGGCAAGGCCAUCUGGAGUGCACCUGCCCUCGUGGCUUCUACGGCACCUAUUGCGAGAACCGCCACCACUUCCACCCCCCUCCCGAUCAGGACCACAAUGACAACAACAAUUACAUUUCCACGGCAACUGUCACCGCCGAUGCCCCCGACAUCAGCUCGCGCCUGGUGACCAGCUCCUCCAUCCUGCUGGACCUGCACCGCUACAUCAAGGUCCGGCCCUACAUCCGCGGCAUCCGUCUGACAUACCGCAACCUGUCGGGGCCCGACCGGCGUCCCAUGCAGCUCAGCGUGCCCGCUUCCUACCCGGAGUACACCCUGAGGGGGCUGCGGCCCAACUCCACCUACACAGUGUGCGCCAGCCCGCUGGGCGACCUCAGCGGUGGGGACAGCGUCUGCACGGUGGCCCACACAGCGGCCCAGCAGCACACUGCCACAGGGAGGCAGGUGGAGGACAAGAGGCUGACCACCAUGCUGGUUCCAGCUCUGGCCAUCCUGCUGCUCCUAGUCCUGAUUGCAGCCGCCGUGGGGAUGGUGUGCUACAUGAGGAGGAAACGGGCCAAGGGCCACCUGGAUCUGGAAUGUGAGCCAGCCCAGCUGGAGCUGGAGGGAGUCAAGGCUGGUUCCAACGUUGGAGGGUUGAUGCCCCAAAAGCAGCCGGAGCCGGCUGUGGUUCAAAAUGGCGGCCUGGAGUACGAGGUGCUGCUAAUACAGGAUCAUUGCUCGCCGAACAACAACAUGGCUCUCUCUCAUCAGCCCUCUUAUUUCUGACGCCCAUCUCUGUUGCUACUCAGACCCAGAGGGUCAGACUAAAUACCUCUAGCUACUCCUUCCCUCACGGACUAGACACCAGCUAGUUGUUGGUGACAGUGGAGGAGAAAGAGAGGACCGGCCAGCCAUGUGUCAGCAAUUGAGAAACAGAACAAAUAUUAAACUGUGCAGACACUAAAAUAUGUUUGAAAGGAUUAUUUGAAAAUAAGGGAGCCUUUUAAAGUGCCUUUAUUCUUAUUUCCACACGUCCUGCUUUGUUUCUACAAUCAUAUUGCUGGACUGGCGCCCCGCGGCUCGCUACUGAGUGUGCCCACUCUCCACAGCAGGUCAAAGGUCAAGCGAGACUGGGCCAGGCAGAGAGACAUCAGGGUAGUGACCUAAUCCCUGCUGUGUCUACUCUAAAAUGGGCUCUGCACUGAAAUGGGGGUGUAUUGCUGUGCACCCCUUGUGAUACCUGAACUAUGUAAAAAGAGUAUAAGCAAUGAUUUUGCUCCGUAGCACCUCAGCACUACCCCAGUGGCGCUUGCUGUGAAUGACAUCCGAGUCACCAAAUGAAGAGAACUUUUCCCAGUAAUUGAAAAGCCUGACAUUUAUCAUGCUUUGUUUCAGCUGUAUUGCUUAGUGAAAUUGUACUUUUUUUGUUGUGUUUGUAAAUGUUUUUAUACUCUUGCUGUUGUUGUUGUUCUGUAAGUAUGUGACUGUUACCACCCUUCAUCCCCCCUUAACUGCUUGUGAUUUAACAGACAGAUUAAACCCCAGAUUCAAAUCUU
Molecule: messenger RNA, 3428 nt
Organism: Oncorhynchus masou masou (cherry salmon)
Lineage: Eukaryota; Metazoa; Chordata; Actinopteri; Salmoniformes; Salmonidae
Gene: vasnb
Product: vasorin b
Exons: 4
Coding region: 580-2658 (692 amino acids)
Cellular component (GO): plasma membrane
Molecular function (GO): protein binding
Source: RefSeq, a predicted model, not a curated record